Molecule: messenger RNA, 1191 nt
Organism: Babjeviella inositovora NRRL Y-12698
Lineage: Eukaryota; Fungi; Ascomycota; Pichiomycetes; Serinales
Gene: PDA1
Product: pyruvate dehydrogenase (acetyl-transferring) subunit E1 alpha
Exons: 2
Coding region: 1-1191 (396 amino acids)
Biological process (GO): pyruvate decarboxylation to acetyl-CoA
Cellular component (GO): intracellular membrane-bounded organelle
Molecular function (GO): pyruvate dehydrogenase (acetyl-transferring) activity
Source: RefSeq, a predicted model, not a curated record
AUGUUGAGAGCCUCUAUUCGCCCAGUUGCGAGAUCUCUUGUCAACGGUAGAAGAUCCAUGGCUACCGCCAGCGAUCUCGUCACCAUCGAUCUUCCAGCCACCUCUUUCGAGGGGUACAACCUCGAGGUUCCGGAAUUGUCUUUCGAAACCUCCAAGGAGACCCUCUUGCAGAUGUACAAGGACAUGAUUGUCAUUAGAAGAAUGGAAAUGGCUUCGGAUGCCCUUUACAAGGCCAAGAAGAUCAGAGGUUUCUGUCACUUGUCCAUCGGUCAGGAAGCUAUCGCCGUUGGUAUCGAAAACGCCAUCACCCCACAGGACUCCGUCAUCACCUCUUACAGAUGCCACGGUUUCGCUCACAUGAGAGGCUCUCCAGUCAAGGAGGUUCUUGGUGAGCUUUUGGGCCGCAGAUGCGGUGUCUCCUACGGUAAGGGUGGCUCGAUGCACAUGUUCACCACUGGUUUCUACGGUGGUAACGGUAUUGUGGGUGCCCAGGUCCCAUUGGGUGCCGGUCUUGCCUUUGCUCACAAGUACAACAACGAGCCAAACUGCACCUUUGCCCUCUACGGUGACGGUGCCUCUAACCAGGGCCAGGUCUUUGAGGCCUACAACAUGGCCAAGUUGUGGAACUUGCCAGCCAUCUUCUGUUGUGAGAACAACAGAUAUGGUAUGGGUACCUCUGCGGCCCGUUCCUCCGCCUUGACUGACUACUACAAGCGUGGUCAGUACAUUCCAGGUUUGAAGAUCAACGGUAUGGACAUCUUGGCUUGUUACCAGGGUUCCAAGUUCGCCAAGGACUGGGCCAUUUCCGGUAAGGGUCCGUUGGUCAUUGAGUACGAAACUUACAGAUACGGUGGUCACUCCAUGUCUGACCCAGGUACCACCUACAGAACCAGAGAAGAGAUCCAGCACAUGCGUUCCAAGAACGAUCCAAUUGCCGGUUUGAAGGCGCGUUUGUUGGACUUGGGCAUCGCUUCUGAGGACGAAAUCAAGGUUUACGACAAGAAGGCCAGAAAGUACGUCGACGAGCAGGUUGCCGAAGCUGAGGCCUCUCCACCACCUGAGGCCAAGAUGAAUAUCUUGUUCGAAGAUGUCUACGUGCCAGGCUCCGAAAUCCCAGAGUUGAGAGGGAGAAUCUCCGACGACACCUGGUCCUUUGAAAAGGGUGGGUUCGCCAAGGAGUUCAGAUACUAG